Messenger RNA from Brugia malayi, 1053 nucleotides. RefSeq lists its product as uncharacterized. NCBI's taxonomy places the organism in Eukaryota, Metazoa, Nematoda, Chromadorea, Rhabditida, Onchocercidae. The transcript is spliced from 6 exons. Gene Ontology annotation, biological process: regulation of TOR signaling. Gene Ontology annotation, cellular component: KICSTOR complex. The record is from RefSeq and is a predicted model, not a curated record. The coding region runs from base 1 to 1053 and encodes 350 amino acids.
AUGAUUUGUUCGGAGUUGAAAAUCUCAAGAUCUGGCGCAAAUGUUAAUGCCGCAGUUCUGUUUGCUACCCAUCUUAAUACACCUUCUUCUAGUGUAUUAAUGGUAUGGUCACGAAAUCAACAACAGCUUUUCAUCGUUAUCGGCAAAUGCAAUGGUGACUUACUAUUCUUUACAACCAGAAAGCAAUAUACACAGCUAGAAAAUAUCUUUAAAAGUUCUUUGACAACAAUUUGUUUUGGAAAACUAAGACAAAGCAGCGAUGAAAUAGUUGCCAUAUCAGCAGGUGGUCAGAUACGUUCUUUCGAUUUUCCACAAACAGAUGCGCAGAGCGGAGAUUUACAGAAGCCUUUACCACUUUUUGAACAACUGAUUCAAGCUAAUAUAUGCACAUCAUAUAUUGGUGACAUUGAUGGUGAUGGUUUAUCAGAGUUGCUGGUUUUGAUGACUGAUCGAUGCGUAAGAACUUAUCGAUAUGUUGCGAAUCAUCUGGCAUCAUUGAAUAAAUAUGAAGUACCAUCGCAUGUUUAUGGUUUCGCACUUGGUAUCACGAAUUCUGGUUUAUAUUAUGCACUUCUGGCAGAACGGAGUGAAAAUUAUGUGGUGAAAAUUGAUUUUAGUUCAAAUAUUUGUAAUAUUUUGCCACAAACGUUAGCUUCGAAUGCUUCGAAUCGAGAGUUGAUGGUACCCAAUCAGCCGGUAUAUCUGAGUUUAGUUGGAUCACUUGCUGCUCGACUGCUUGUGAUUAAUCCAGAAAAUGACACCGAGAUAGCAUUAGAAAAUCCAGCAGGCGAUUUUAUUUGUGCAACUACUGUUAAUCUGCAGAAUAUGCAUGUUGUGAUGACACUGGAUAUUUUCGGUAACUUACUCAUCUAUGGAUGGAAUGACCAUAACACUUGUCAUGCAUAUCUUAUAGCAAAAGCGACAGUUUUGCCGGAUGCAGAUCGUAUAACUGCUGUAGCAGGCCGGAAUGAAAAUGAAGUUCUUUUUUGUAUAUCUACAGUUUACUUCAAAAUUGCUGUUUAUCGAAUUGAUUUAUCAUCUGUACUUAGUUGA